This is a messenger RNA of Falco peregrinus (peregrine falcon), 1486 nucleotides long. It is a transcript of the gene TTC32, whose product is annotated as tetratricopeptide repeat domain 32. Gene Ontology annotation, molecular function: protein binding. The transcript has 3 exons. NCBI's taxonomy places the organism in Eukaryota, Metazoa, Chordata, Aves, Falconiformes, Falconidae. The record is from RefSeq and is a predicted model, not a curated record. The coding region runs from base 37 to 447 and encodes 136 amino acids.
CGCGCCCGCCCCGCGUGACGCCGCCGCCGCGCCGCCAUGGAGCGGGAGGCGGCGGAGCUGCUGGCGGCGGCGCAGGCGCAGCUGGCGGCGCGGCGGCUGGCGGCGGCGGAGGAGCUCUACAGCUGCCUCAUUGCCCGCUGCGCGGGGCCCGCCGCCGGCGCCGGCCGCCACCUCGCCACGGCCCUCAACGACCGCGGCCAGAUCAAGUACUUGCGGGUGGAGUUCGGCGCCGCCAUCGAGGACUACACGGCCGCCAUCGAGUGCCAGCCCGGCUUCGAAGUGCCCUACUACAACCGCGGCCUGGUGCUCUACCGGCUGGGAUGCUUUGAUGAGGCCAUGAAAGAUUUCAGGAAAGCAUUAGAAUUAAACCCCCAGUUUGAAGAUGCUGCAUUGAGUCUAAAACAGGCUAUUCUUGAUAAAGAAGAAAAACAAAAGCGAGGUUAUUGAAAAUGUGGCUAGUGGUAUGAAAAUGUUUUUCUAGACGUUAUUUUUCUCAUUAAUGGAUGAAACACAAGAUCACUUGCAUCUGUUAUGACCUACUGAAGAAACCUCAUUCUUUGGUAAAUAAGUUAAAAAUGGGUAACGGUUGUGAAAUAAACUAUUUUUGGCUAUUGUUAGUGUUGAGGAAAAGCAUAAUGCUGGAAGGCUGUGAGAUGCUUGUACAGACUUUGUAUAGAAGUACUUCAUAAAGAGGUUGAAAGCUCAGUAACAGCAAAUGAAAUCUGUAGUUUUAUUAAAACUGUGUUCCUGUACUCUUUCACAGAUGGUUUUAAAUAGUCGUUCAUGGGGAGGAAAAAUCAAACUAUAUAAAACAUUUAAAUACUUGAGAUUGGAGCUUGUGAGAAGUACAGUGGUUUAAUACUGAUAGUGUUUGUCCACUUUUAAAUGUCAGCGUGAUUUAUGCUAAAAGUGCAAUUGUUACAACAGUUACGAGGUGUUGUCAUUGAGAUGCUAUGAUAACUGAUUUUCUUCUUAGAGUGUUUUCUGUAUUAAGAAACACUUAACAGAAACAAUGAGAUCUUUUUAGGUAACACCAUCUGUACCUUGCAUGAGGAAUGUGGUAUAAGUAUGCAGUCACUUUUGUAUGUUCGCUUAUUCUUAGGGGUAGUUUUACGUUACCUGAACAGGUAGGAACAGAGCAUACCUAUUUUUAAUAAUCCUAUUGUGAAAGUAUUUGAGACAUUAAUAAUUGAACGAAUAAAAGUGAAGAUGUAGUUCUUACAGACAGUCAUGAGAUAAAGAUCUUGUCAUAGAGAAUGUAGUUUGGCUAUUCACAGUAGGAAUUGUGGCUUUCUCCUUGUCAAUUGCUUGAAAAAUAUGUGACAUCUCUCUGAUUGAACUGUCUGAAAUACCCAGGCAGUUUUGUUUCUCAAACGAGGGCAAGGACUAUUACUGAAAUCUGUAAAUCAUCACAAGAAACAUCCUUGCAUGUUCGUAGCAAUACAAGUUCUAAUAAAAGAAAUGCUCAUGUGGGCAAUCAAAAGAG